Messenger RNA from Durusdinium trenchii, 699 nucleotides. NCBI's taxonomy places the organism in Eukaryota, Dinophyceae, Suessiales, Symbiodiniaceae. The record is from the annotation of a GenBank genome assembly.
AUGCUGAAGGUUGACUUGGUCUUUCACUUGGCGUUCAUGACGACACCUUUGGUGGCAGCUGCUUCCCACGGCCACGUGGAGGUGGUGAAACUCCUCCUGGCUGCCAGGGCUGAUCCGCAUCUCCACUGGGAAGGCACCCGUGUUGCGUUGGAACUUCAGCGGCCAAGCCUGAUGACACCCUGGGGCUUCAAGUGGGACCAACGCUUCGGCGCGCGCCGUGUUCUGGAAGCAUUGCUUGAAAAAAGCCCUGCUUCAGAAUGGAACCAACGGAUGAUGGAGAAUCGGGAAGAUUUCCUGCAAGCGGGUGACGAGCUGAUCGUGAUCAACGAUCAUGAUGCCAGGAGCGGAAACUUCUUUGCCUUCCGAGAACUUCUGGACAUCAGUCUUUGUUUUCAACGAGUGCGUACAUCUUCUGCCACUGCCUUGGAGAGGGCUGCAGUAAAGGGGCAUCAAGAGGUUUGCGAUGCACUUCUUACUGCAGGGGUCGAUGCCACAACGAGGAUCGCCAUGCGACUCUCGCCUGUGGAAAUCUUUGCCAAGAACCGCCAGGUGGUGCUAGAGCUGAAGGCUGGUGAAGUGCUAGUGCUGGCUUUCCUGGUGUGCCUGGAGGAAUCGUGGGAGGCCCUGAGAGCAGAGGUGCAAAACCGCUUGGGCGUGGCACGUGCCAGCUUCUUGACUGGCUUGGCCCAGAAUAUCUGA